Messenger RNA from Polyodon spathula (Mississippi paddlefish), 1642 nucleotides. It is a transcript of the gene hif1al, whose product is annotated as hypoxia inducible factor 1 subunit alpha, like. The record is from RefSeq and is a predicted model, not a curated record. NCBI's taxonomy places the organism in Eukaryota, Metazoa, Chordata, Actinopteri, Acipenseriformes, Polyodontidae. The transcript has 12 exons. Gene Ontology annotation, biological process: cellular response to hypoxia; regulation of transcription by RNA polymerase II. Gene Ontology annotation, molecular function: protein dimerization activity; DNA-binding transcription factor activity, RNA polymerase II-specific; RNA polymerase II transcription regulatory region sequence-specific DNA binding. The coding region runs from base 19 to 1638 and encodes 539 amino acids.
GUACUUGAGCUAACACGCAUGUGCAAGAAACAGAGUAAACUACAUACUGGACAGAAGAGAAAGGUAUUGAAUCGAGCGAUCAUGGAGAUAGAACCUGGAGGCAAAAGGCCCAGCCUGGAGCUGCGGAAAGUGCGUUCCCGCGAUGCUGCUCGCUCGCGCCGCAGUCAGGAGACGGAGGUGUUCUACCAGCUGGCGCGCACCCUGCCCCUCCCCCGCACCGUGACAUCGCACCUCGACAAGGCUGCCAUCAUAAGGCUGACCCUGAGCUACCUGCGUGUGCAGCAGCUCCUCCCAGCAGAGGAGCUGGGGGCAGAGACAGAGGAGGAGACUGACGGGUACUUCCUGCGCGCACUGCCAGGCUUCGUGAUGGUGCUGUCGGCAGAGGGGGACAUGGUGUACCUCUCCGAGAACGUGAGCCAGCACAUCGGGGUACCACAGCUGGACCUGGUUGGGCAGAGCGUGUUUGAUUUCAUCCACCCCUGUGACCAGGAGGAGCUGAGAGACAUCCUGACAUCCAAACAGCGUGUUGGUAAGAAGCAGUCCCAGGAUGUUCACACUGAGAGGAGUUUCUUCCUGAGGAUGAAGAGCACCCUGACCAGCAAGGGGCGCACCCUGAGCAGCAAAUCAGCAGCAUGGAAGGUGCUGCAGUGUUCUGGACACAUCCACACGUACAGCUCUGCUGAGCCCCCCCUCACCUGCCUUACUGUGCUGUGUGAGCCGAUUCCAAAUCCCUCGCACAUCGACUUCCCCCUGGACAGGAGCGUCUUCCUGAGCCGGCACAGCAUGGACCUGCACUUCGUUCAGUGUGACGAGAGGGUCACUGAAUUGCUAGGGUACAGUCCUGAGGAUCUGAUUGGCCACUCAGCCUACGAGUACUACCAUGCCCUGGACACUGAUCACGUGACUAAGAGCCUGCAGAUCUUGCUGUCCAAGGGGCAGGUCUGCACCGGUCACUAUCGCUUCCUGGUCAAGCAUGGCGGCUUCGUGUGGGCCGAGACUCAGGCCACCGUCCUCUACAGCAGCAAGAGCACCCUGCCCGAGGCCGUGGUGUGCAUCAACUUCAUCCUCAGUGGGGUGCAGGACUCCGGGGUUGUGUUCUCAGUCGAGCAGAUGGAGCGACCCUUGAUCCCUAAGUCCAAGUCUGAGCCUGACAGUGUUGCCAUGGAGACGAGUGCGGAGCUGUUCCUCAAACUGAAGGAGAGCCCGGAGGAGCUGACCCAGCUAGCGCCCUCCGCAGGAGACAGUGUGGAACCGCUCACAGACUCCACUGAGCUGAAGAUGUUCUCUUUCCUGCCUGCUCGGGGCCCCUCCCCCCCUGCGGCCCCCCAGGACCUCUGCACCCCAGAGCUGCGGCAGCUCCUCGCCCCCAUCUUCGACCCCGUCGCCACGGAGUCCAGCCCCUCCCUCGCACCAAGUGACAGCCUCUCUUUUGAUAUGGACAAGGUUGAGAAAUUAUUCGCCGCGAGGAAGGAGGACGAGGCUCCGCCCAUGACCGUGCCCCAGGAGUGCGAAGGUCUCGAUCUGGACAUGCUGGCCCCCUACAUCUCGAUGGACGAUGACUUCCAGCUCACCUUCCUGACCCCGAACCUGGAGCCAGACCCCCCCCGCAGCGGAACUGCCAAGAAAACCGGUUACUGACCGA